This is a messenger RNA of Lachancea mirantina, 2373 nucleotides long. Lineage: Eukaryota; Fungi; Ascomycota; Saccharomycetes; Saccharomycetales; Saccharomycetaceae. The record is from the annotation of a GenBank genome assembly.
AUGGUGUUUAAACACGUUCUCAAAUGGAAGCGAGGCUAUUCAUCGCAGUCAGCGAUUUCUAGAGUGAAAAACGUGGGGAUUAUAGCCCAUAUAGAUGCCGGAAAGACGACUACAACUGAAAGAAUGCUUUAUUACUCAGGCAAAAUUAAAAGGAUCGGGAACGUUGAUGAGGGCGAUACUACGACGGAUUUUUUACCGCAGGAGAAACAACGAGGAAUUACAAUUCAAAGUGCUGCAGUUUCUUUUAAUUGGCAUGCAAACAAUAAGAUUAAUUUAAUUGAUACACCGGGCCACGCAGAUUUUACCUUUGAAGUCAUACGAUCGCUCAAAGUGUUGGACGGUUGUAUAACGAUAUUUGAUGCAGUCGCAGGUGUUGAGGCGCAGACGGAGAAAGUUUGGAAACAAGCGAGAAAUAUUCCCAAAAUUUGUUUUAUUAACAAGAUGGACAGAAUUGGUGCGGGGUUUAGUCGGACUGUUAAAGAAUUGAUGGUUAAAAUGAGUACCAGGGUGCUGUUGUUAAAUGUACCUGUAUUUAGGUUUGACGCGGCAGCGAAGAUUUCGGUUUUUGAAGGAGUCCUUGACGUUUUGAACCAGAAAGUGUUGAAAUGGAGCCCAGACGACCCAGACAAAAUUCUUGUCGGCGACUCAGAUGUGGGAAACGAAUAUAGGGAUGAACUUAUGAAAUGUAGGGAGUCCCUCGUUGAGACUUUGGGGGAGUUUGAUGAACAACUUGUGGAGUAUUUUUUGGACAAGGCCGAGGGCGAUUAUAUGCAAAUUCCAGCCGAUUUGCUACAUGAAUCUAUUCGAAAAGCCACUAUCAACCAAUUUGCUGUGCCAGUGCUAUGUGGUUCUGCUUUUAAGAAUAUUGGUGUUCAACCAAUACUCGACGCAGUGACGCGGUAUUUGCCGUCACCAUUCGAAGCCCAUCAACCAGAUACUAAUAUACCCGUGAUUUUCACCCAGGACAAGAACAAUGGCAUCGUAGUCAAUGGGAACAAAAACUUGUGUCUUGCGUUUGCAUUCAAAGUGGUUUCGGACCCAAUUAGAGGUUUGAUGACCUACGUGAGGGUUUAUUCGGGCAAAUUGAACAGUGGUAGCACUAUUCACAACUCUUCUACAGGAGAAACGUUCAAAAUCGGCAAUUUACUCAUAAUGCAUGCAAAUGUUACCGAGGAUGUCAAACAACUCGAGGCUGGUGAAAUUGGUGUGCUUUAUGGCGCUUCUGUUGAAAAGAAGGUCAAGACAGGCGACACUCUGAUAUCUCAUGCCGGUAAAAAAACCGGAUUGCGAUCUUUGAACAAGCAAGAAUUAGCAUUGAAAAUUAAUCCAAUCGCGGUACCACCUCCCGUGUUCAGCGUCGCAAUCGAACCUCGCACUCUUGGGAAUAAAAAAGAUAUGGAACAAGCUUUGGAAACCCUGGUCUGUGAGGAUCCCAGUUUACAUGUCACUUUGGAUGAGGAUUCAGGGCAAACUUUACUUAGCGGGAUGGGUGAAUUACAUCUUGAAAUUGCCCAGGAUAGACUCCUAAAUGAUUUAAACGCUAAGGUCAAUGUCGGUAAAGUGAUGGUGUCAUAUAAGGAAACCAUCAAUGAACCCACAAAAUUUGAAACUGCAAGCACGGAAAGCGGAUAUCAUUUCUCCGUGAGUGUUGAACCUUAUGUGGGUCGGAAACAGGAUGCAGCCCUUGAAGAAUGGCAUGAUUUGAAUACGGAUAAUAAUUUUCUUGUAAUUGAGAAAUCAUCUACGCCAGCAGAAUGGCCUUACCAAAUCAGCAAAGAAUCCAUGACUAACGCCAUAAUGUCAAGCUGUAUUGUUGCGUUAAACAGAGGAAGCAAACUUUCGAAUUUCCCACUGCACUCCUGCGUUGUGAGAGUCAAACGAGACUGGCGCAUGCCAAUAGAUGCGACAUCUGCCACUAAUAUUUUAGUCAUGAGCCGGAAACUCAUAGGAAAAUGUUUACAAAACCAUCCGGAGGCCGGAUUCUCUGUUCUUGAACCUAUCAUGGCCAUCACCAUCUCAGCACAACAACAAGACCUUGGAGGGGUAGUGCAAGAUCUCAGUGGCGCCAGAAAAGCAAUAAUAGAUUCUAUCGAGGAAGAAGAUGAGUACAUGGGGGGAACCAAUUUGUCCCUAGAAUUUGAAAAACUUGCAGAAUGUCAAUACUUACCAAAGGACCCGACGUUGAAAAAUGCUAACGUCCAGAACGCGGGUAGCUCGAGUAAAAUUAUAAAGGCGCAUGUACCGUUGAAAGAAAUGGUGUCGUACAUGAGUAAGUUAAGGAGCUUAACGCAAGGCAGAGGCAGUUUUCAUAUGGAAUUUCACGGUAUGAGUAAAGUCACAUCAGAUCGUCUACCCACGAUCCUAGACGACUAA